Messenger RNA from Tuber aestivum (summer truffle), 991 nucleotides. The record is from the annotation of a GenBank genome assembly. Lineage: Eukaryota; Fungi; Ascomycota; Pezizomycetes; Pezizales; Tuberaceae.
AACCAAGAUGCCCCGCAGCAAACGCUCAAAAGUCGUCCCCUUGACAAAAACCGAAAAGCGCCCCGGCAGGGAAAACAACGAACGCCUAUACGGGAAAAUCCGCGAGAGCAUCAACGACCACCAGAUAAUAUUCGUCUUCUCAGUGGACAACAUGCGGAAUACCCAUCUCAAGGAAGUCCGCACGGACCUCAGCGAUUCUAGGUAACUCCUUCUCUCCCCCUCCGUAUGAGUAGGUUCGCUAGGCUAACUAGGAUAUAGAUUAUUCUUCGGCAAAACCAAAGUAAUGGCCAAAGCCCUUGGCACCUCCGUAUCCGACGAAUACCGGCCCAACCUGAGCUCACUAAGCAAGUACCUAACCGGCAAUGUCGGGUUACUAAUAACCUCGCGGCCGGUGGAGGAGGUACUUGCCUAUUUCGAGAGCUUCAGUAAACAAGACUACGCACGCAUGAAUGCCGUCUCGCCCAUCACAUUCACCGUUCCCGCCGGGGUCGUGUACUCCACUGGCGGGAACGUACGGCAGGAGGAGGAUGUGCCCAUGGCGCACUCGCUCGAGACUACCGUCAGGGGGCUCGGCAUGCCGACUCGGCUGGUGAGUGGCAAGGUCCGUCUGGACCAGGAGUUUGUGGUGUGUAGGGAGGGGAAGAAGCUAGAUUCUAAACAGGCUGCGCUACUGAAGAUGUUUGGGGUCGCCACGGCCGAGUUUGUGAUUCGACCCAGCGCUUAUUGGACAUCGGCCACGACGGAGGUCACGGCUGUCGGUGCCAUGGAGGAAUAAACUAUACUCGAGUAUAUGGCGGGUUCGCCGCGCCCUUUAUCCAUCGAGGGUGUGGCGGUACAUAAUUAAUAGAUAUAAAAAAUGUGGGUGGGAAAAAAGGGAAUGACAUUCCCUUGCGUUCUUUUUUUCUUCUUCCUUCUUUUCAUGAUGCGGCGUUUCCUCUGUUAGAGUUAUGUACGUAUGUCGCGUGACGAAUGGGCAAUUUGUAUGCAAGAG